Molecule: messenger RNA, 450 nt
Organism: Aegilops tauschii subsp. strangulata
Lineage: Eukaryota; Viridiplantae; Streptophyta; Magnoliopsida; Poales; Poaceae
Source: RefSeq, a predicted model, not a curated record
AUGUCGCCGUCCUCGGCGCCCCUCACCGGAGCACCACCACCGUCGCCCUGCUGCCUCGCCGUCCCGCUACCCCAUCGGUCGCCCCCCGAGCCCGCUGCCAUACCCCUCCCGCUCCCCUGUGAGCCGCCACCUCCCUCCUCCUCCCUCUUCUCCUCUGUGCGUGAGAGUCGCCGUCACCGCGCGCCCACGCCCCACCGCUGCACCGACCCCCUGCUGCACCCGCACCCCCGCUCGUCGUGCCCGGCAGCCACGCGCUCCGCUCGCGCCGCUACUUGCUACUUGGAGCCGCCGAACCGCGCCUCCAGCGCCUCGCGCUUGCGCAGGCCUGCGCGCCUUCGCUCGCCGACCGAGCCGCGCGUCUACACCCCCUUCUCCGCCCGGCGCUGCUCACUGGAGCUCCCCUUCGCUCGCCGCCCGCGGGCUUCUCCUUGUGACCACGCCGCCGCCUAA